AACGGCCUGCCAGGGUCAGAGCCAUACACCAUGCCAGAGCCCCAGAGCUAUAGACUCCUCUGGUUAAGUGUUAAAGGAACUUGCUAGCAGCUAGUAAGAGCUAAGCUUAAUAAAUUUAACAAGUAUAAGGCAAUAUAAGCUAUAAGGUAUAGGCUACCGACCGGUUUUUUUUUAAAUUAUUCAUUUCCACAGAGAUUUUCACAGUUUAGAUUCCUGCUUUUGAUAAAUACAAAUUACUGCCGAAAUCAUUUGUUGACAUUCGGGUUGCUGUUUACUCAUACCCUCUUCUUCUUUGACAACUUUUUUGAGAAAUCAAAAUGACUCUAGAAGUUGCAGAUGAGUGCACAGAAAAAGAAAUCGAUGUCAUUGGACUUGGGUGCUCAAAAGAAUCUUUUACUGAGCACUCGGAGGUUGAAAAACUCAUUGACGAACUGAGGACGUCAGCCCAACAUCAGACAAACCAAACGGAUAUUCGUUUAGUGGAGAGAAACUGGCAAAGGUUUUCGUUCAUUCUAGAUCAAUACCAAGAGCAACCACAUUUGAUCGAUUCACACCUUGAUGGACUACUCACUAAAAUCAUCAACAUCAUUCGCGAGGAAGGGCUGGAUUAUGAGGUGAAACAUGUGGCCUUCCGAUGCCUCUACUUUAUAUCGAAAGUCAGAGGCUACAAAGUUGUAGCAAGACAUCUUCCUCACGAGACUGCCGAUCUGGAGCCUUUGCUACAUUACUUGGAAAACCAAGACCCUGGUGUGCAACUAAAAUGGGAGACUCAUUACGGCUUGCUUCUGUGGCUCAGCAUUGUAGUUAAAAUCCCGUUCCACCUUCAGCGAUUUGACACCAGCACUUCAGAACCAAUCAUGGAAAGAAUUCUGAAUGUCUGUAAGAAAUACCUGGCUGGGACAACAAAAGCUCAGGACAUGGCCUUUUAUGUAUCGGCAAUCUAUCUUACAAGGCCUGAUGUCAAAGAUUCCUAUCUACCGGGAUUCAUCAAUUGGGCUCAUGAGGUUCUUACCAAAGAUAGUGCCCAGUUCAAAAAAGGAGUUCUUUCAACGUUGGCCGGCGUAUUCAAACAUGGGCAAAGAGAACAAAUGAUGGAGCAUGCACAUGCUGUGCUGCGUACCAUCCUGACGAUUAAAUUUCAACCGUCAGAAUUGCUUAUAGUUAAGAAACCGUUGGUGAAGCUGACGCAGCGAAUAGGUUUGAUAUUUUUGAAACCUCGCGUUGCCUCUUGGAGAUACCAGCGGGGCAGCAGAUCAUUAGCUGCCAAUCUGCAACAGAGCCAACCCGUUGAGACUAAAGCAGCUAUUUCGGUGAAUGAUGAAGAUGACGACGAUUACGACGUGCCGGAAGAAAUCGAAGAAGUACUUGACGAGAUCCUGCAAGCCCUCCGAGACAAGAACCGUGAAGUCCAGUACUCUGCAGCAAAAGGCAUUGGUCGGCUGACCAGUCGCUUAUCAAAGAACUUUGCCGACCAGGUAAUUGAAUCGAUCAUGGAACUUUUUUCUCUCCGGGAGUCGGAUAUGGCCUGGCACGGAGGAUGUUUGGCUUUGGCUGAAUUAGCCCGUCGUGGAUUGUUGUUACCCCAGCGAUUGUCUUCUGUCUUGCCUUUUGUGGAGCAGGCCAUGCUGUACGAUGAGUUACGCGGUAACUUUUCCGUUGGCUCGGCUGUACGUGAUGCCGCUUGUUACCUCUGCUGGGCUCUUGCCCGAUCCUACGACCCUUCUCUGCUCCAGCCAUUCGUCCAUCAGUUGGCUAAAGCCCUAGUCAUCACCACCGUGUUCGAUCGUGAGGUCAACUGCCGACGGGCUGCCGCUUCUGCCUUCCAGGAACACGUCGGUCGACAGGGCACUUUCCCUCACGGCAUCGACAUCCUCACCACCUGCGAUUAUUUCGCUGUUGGCUUACGUAAAAAUGCCUAUCUCCAACUCAGUCUUUUCGUGGCGCAAUACGAAGAGUACCGACCGCAUCUCAUCCAGCAUUUGGUGGAUCGUAAAGUCAUCCAUUGGGACACGGUUAUUCGACAGCUAACAUCUCAGGCCUUGCAUCAAAUAACGUUCCUCGAUCCGGAGAGUAUGAAAGUGAUUCUUUCUACUCAGAUCCUUCCUCGUUGCACAAACCCUGAACUCUAUUUACGGCACGGAAGCAUUUUGGCCAGUGGCAAAGUCAUCAGCGCUCUUUGUCAAGUGGCCAAAGACCAUCAACGUCGUCUGCCAGAUGAACUUGGUGAUGCCACGAUGGAAGCCAUUAUCCAAACUUGUGUCGACAUCCUGGAGGAGCGUUUCUGGCGGAGUUUUGGUGGCGAUCAAAUGCGCAUAGCCGUUUGUCAUUUUAUCCAGGAUCUGAGUUCGGGCGGUUUCCCGUUGCCGGACGCUGUGGUCGACCGUUGGUUGAAAGCGUUGAGAGAGUGUCUUGCUUCAGCCGAUUCAAAUGUCCAGCAAUCGGCCAUCAGCGCCGUCACCGCUUUGAUUGGCGAAUACUUCCGGCAUCAGCCAGUGGAGAAACUCACUGCCUUGUUGAACCAUUUCUUACCCGAGGUGACGAGCAACAACCAACAGGCGAGAGUAGGAAACGCACUGGCCCUGGGCUCAAUGCCUCGCUUCCUCCUCACCGUUUCCUUGCCGAAAGUCAUCCAACAGUUGUGCACCUGCGCUCUCAUCACCGACAAGACUCUCCAAUGGGCUGAAUCUCGAAAAAAUGCUCUGACAGCUCUUUCGCUCGUCUGCACAACCGUUGGGAUCGCCCCAUCCAGUCCAGGUGGGGUUGAUCAAGCGACACUGGCCGGAAUAUUCCGCACAUUGAUCGACGGCCUUGAAGAUUACACGGUAGACAGUCGUGGAGAUAUUGGAGCUAUCGUCCGUGAAUCGGCAAUGUCUUCUAUUCAGGUUGUUUUGUUGUUGACCAACACCUCGCAACCAGAACUACUUGAAGCUGAUCUGAUCCGCUCCGUAUUGCAUGCGGUGGCUAAACAAUCGACGGAACAAAUCCGCCGUACCCGGCUGUUGGCCACCAACGUCUUUUCUUCUCUCAUUUACUGUGAUCCCACCAUUCCUCACAUCGAGCAGUUGGAAGAAUUGCGUUCCAUCAUUCCACCGCCUCCGCUGGACAUUUCGACCGAGAAGGAAUGUUUCGAUUUGUGGAUGAAGGUGAUGCGACUCGACACUUACCGCAAGGCCGUUAUCACCGGACUUGUUUCCAGCAUCGGCAGUCUCACGGAGAGUUUGGUUAAAAGUUCCAGCGCUCCCUUCAUGAGUUACCUCCGCCAGUUGGUGGCAGAGAACAAAUUGGAUGAACUGAAUUUGGUCACCCGGGAUAUUCUAAACGUAUUUCAAGAGAAUUUGAAUAGUGUCCGACUGAUGCCGUACAUUUUCAACUUCCUGGACCAUCUCUUGUCGUCCGGAUGUCUGGAUUCCGUUUUCAAAUCCAUGUCACUGUCGCUGUUGACCUUGAUCCGCACUGAGAUGACCAACGGCGGAAAACCGUUAAAGUUGUUGAUAUCGUCGGUGGAUUUGUACUGUCACCUACUCAGAGGUGAUCAAGUGACGUUCGACAAAUCAAUCAUUCACCUGUUAAAUCUGCUAGUGAAUCGGUUCCCUCGCGUUCGUAAAAUCACGGCCACCAAGUUGUACGAGACGCUGCUGACUCUGACAGAUAUUAGCCCGUCGUUGGCCAAUCACCAAGACGACAUCUUGGCCAUUCUCAGCGACACUGACUGGGACGAAGACGUCGAAGCUUUGAAGCCCGUCAAGACUCAGCUUCGCUCCCUUUUCAUUCCACCAACUUUGAAUCCUUGACAUUCUUAAACUCUCAUUCAAAUUAUUUGCUUAUUUAAAAUUAAAUAACCACUCGAAAUUGUGUCAUUCGCUAAUAGGAAAUACAAUUUCGAUUGUUUGGCUGCACAA
Molecule: messenger RNA, 3899 nt
Organism: Daphnia pulex (common water flea)
Lineage: Eukaryota; Metazoa; Arthropoda; Branchiopoda; Diplostraca; Daphniidae
Gene: TBCD
Product: tubulin-specific chaperone D-like
Exons: 16
Coding region: 318-3791 (1157 amino acids)
Biological process (GO): bicellular tight junction assembly; tubulin complex assembly; microtubule cytoskeleton organization
Cellular component (GO): lateral plasma membrane
Molecular function (GO): GTPase activator activity; beta-tubulin binding
Source: RefSeq, a predicted model, not a curated record